AUGGUACGGUUUCAGAAAAGGAGUCAUCGACCUCAUCAUCAACCGAAGAUCGACUUGGCAAGUCUGAGAAACGAAGAAUGCAGAAAGAAGUUCCGCCAACGAGUGUCGAUCAACAUUGGAUUACGGACCACGAAGAGAGUGGACGACGGUGACUCUUACACUAAAUGCAUUAAGGACGCUUCUAAGAAAACGUUCACGGUUUCAGCACCGGGGAUAGAGUUUGCAUCUGCGGAGACAAUAUCCGCGUACAAUUCUGUAUGUGUUGCCCGCACUAGUGGUAACCUCAGCUAG
Messenger RNA from Necator americanus (New World hookworm), 291 nucleotides. RefSeq lists its product as uncharacterized. Lineage: Eukaryota; Metazoa; Nematoda; Chromadorea; Rhabditida; Ancylostomatidae. The record is from RefSeq and is a predicted model, not a curated record. The coding region runs from base 1 to 291 and encodes 96 amino acids. The transcript has a single exon.